Messenger RNA from Paracoccidioides brasiliensis Pb18, 519 nucleotides. RefSeq lists its product as uncharacterized. The record is from RefSeq and is a predicted model, not a curated record. The coding region runs from base 1 to 519 and encodes 172 amino acids. The transcript is spliced from 2 exons.
AUGGACGACAGUAUGGGACAUGAAGAUGUCUCUGCAGGCGCACCUGCAUGGCUUCAAGAACUUCUCCAUCAGCAGGCUUCGCGGGAUGAAGCCUUCCGUAUCGAACUUGAAGACCUGAGAACUCAGCUGGCUGUUGCUACUACCACCACGCUUGCUGCUAGCACACCUCCAACAAACACUGUUCUGCGGCCCAGUUGUACUCCCUCUCACGAUCCUGACACCAAGCGCCCGAACGUGAAGCUCACCCCACUUGAGACCUUUGAUGGGACUGAUCUCUUUGUGUUCAGCCGCCUCAGCGGUGCUGCUGCAACCCAGUUCCAUCCAUGGAUGAAUGCAAACAGUGCUGCUCCUCUUGAUCCUGAGACUUUCUUCACCCAGCUGGACAUUCUCUUUUCAGACCCUGCCCUCACCUCGGAGGCUCCCAACUGGCUUCAAAGUGCUCGUCAGUGCAGCCUCCCCCUUGCAACCUUUCUCCCAACCUUUGACCGGAAGAUUCUGGAGGCUGAAGGACAAUUAUGA